AAACAAUUGAAGUGUAGAGCCACUUGCAACACUUGUUCUUUUAACAUCCAAAGAAAUAUCCUUUUGUGGUUUAUCCUUUUUCUCAACAAGAAACAACAUCCCAGUUCUCUUUUUGUUACCAAAUUGACUAAAAAUCAUCCCACAUCCCUUUCUUGCAUCGGAGAAUUAUGUAGAUCUGGUUUCCAUGGUCGUUAUCUCAAGAAAUUAUGCUAUGUACAGUUGAAUCCAAAGACAAGUUAAAGUAGAUCGGUUUGCUUAUUUUCUAGGAUGUUGAUUCUUCUUCUCAACUACUGCAAAUGCAAAUUGGGUCUUUCUUUUGGUGAAGCUUUAGCUAUACACAAGGAACCGUUAUUUGGGGCUCAAAGGAUACACAAGUGCGCAUGGGAUUUGCAAAAUUUUCCUGAUGGGCAUAAAUCUAAAUUUGUCGAGAAUAUUAUAAAACAAGUCCUACAAGAGGUCAACCAAAUACCUCUAAAUGUUGCUUGGUACCCAGUUGGAGAAGAUACUCAUGUUAAAGAUAUAGAGUUGUUAUUGCGAAAUGAAGUUCACAUGGUUGGCAUUGGUGGAAUAGGAAAAACAAAUUUGGCAAAAAGAUGUAAGAGUGUGAAAGCAAAGUGGUGAUUUGUUAGGCCUCCCAACACACUUGUAGCCAAUGGUAGACUGUGACCCAUUUCAACAAUUCUAUUUUCCAUGGUUACGAAUUACUCUGGAACCUCUCUAUCAACAAAUACUCUUUGUUUGAAAAUGGACCAACAAUGAUCUUCUCCUAAUUUUUCCAACAUAUGAAGAUCUAUUGCUACUGAUGAUGCUAUCUAUUUCAUACGAGUUGUCACGAGAAUGCAGUUUCCUCUGGAUGUAUUUAUUCCUUUCAAGGUAUCUGUAAACUCAUGCCACAAUGUAUGAUCAACUCGCCACCAAACAUCUAAGAUUAGCAAAUAUUUUUCUCCCAAUUCAUCUUGGAGCUUCUUGACUAUUAUAUCUUGGCUUUGGACCUUAAUUUCCUCUUUGUCAGUGAUUCGAGGGUCACUUCAACAAAGCUCUUAGUCUCUGACAUUUCAGGUAGACACAAAAAAACUCUCUUUUCAAAGCGUUGCUUGAUCUGUUCAUCAUUGGAAAUUCUCUUAGCUAUGAGAAUGGUGCAAGCUGGAUGCUUUGGUGAAGCUUUGUCUAUGCACAAGGGCUCAAAGAAUGGAGAAGUGGACAACUACACUUAGAGAACCUGCAAAUUUAUCUAGAUGGGAUUUGCGAAAUGUUGCUAACAAGUAUGAUUUCUUGGUCUUUUCUACUUUGUGAAGCAAACUAAUAAAAAACUGCUCUGAACGAAUAUUUAUAGCUUCAAUGUGCAUUUUUUAAAGUACUAAAAUGCUUAAAUUCAAUCACAACAAGCCUAAAAACUAAGUGUUGGCUCUUAUUGUUAAGAUUUUUGUUUUUGUUAUUAAUUAUUAUUGUUAUUAUAUAGUUUUUUUCCCUAACAAUUUGUAGGCGUGAAUCUAGAUUUAUGGAAAAUAUUAUAGAACAAGUCCUACAAGAGGUCAACCAGACACCUAGAUGUUGCUUGAACCCAAUUGGAGUAGACACUCGUAUAAAAGAUAUAGAGUUGUUAUUGGAAAAUGAAUGCGUAGAUGAAGUUCAUAUGGUUGGUAUAUAUGGCAUUGGUGGAAUAGGAAAAACAACUUUGGCAAAACAACUGAAUAUUUCUGCUAUUCAGUUUGUAGUUGCUUCCUUUCAAAUGUCGGAUCAUAAGCUUCAACAUUUAAUGGUCUAUUCAAGUUAAAAGAGAAAUUAUGUCAUCAAAUUCUCAAAAAUAAAGACUUGCAUGAGACUAUGCAACAAUUUAGUUAUCAUGCUUUUAACAGUUUUCCACAAGAACAUGUUGCUCUUAGGUCCAAAAACCUAAGAUCAAUUCUUCAUAGUGAUGACCAAAAAGUUCUCAAGAUGAGCUUUGAUGGACUUGUUGAUGAUACUCGAUGGCCAUGGAGAUCCGUUUGGAAGAUGAUGGCUCCUUUUAAGGCGGUAUGCUUCUCUUGGCUAGUAGCAAGAAAUGCUUGCGGAUAAACUUUAAAGAAGGGGAUUUCAAUUGUGUUCUAGAUGCUUUUUGUGCGGAGCUACUAGGGAAACUCUCCAUGCUCAUUUCAAUUAAGCUUUGCUUGAAGAAAUCUGGUAUCACAACUUUAGAAAAGUACUGCAUAAGGUAUGGGUAUUGAAUUAUUUCUUUAACUGUAUGUACAAAAUAUUCAUUUAAAUAUAGGCUAAUGUUUAUUCUUUUAUCAGGUUUCUGCGUGCUAUUUUUCCUCUUUGUUCACCUUAAUGUUUUUUCUUUUGAUAUUAUUUCAGUAGUAUGCAAAUCCUUGCUUUCAGCUAAUCAAAUCUUAAUUAUUAUUUUUUAUAAAGAAACCCAAAUUUAUACGUAUAAGGGCAAACGUGUUGCGUCUAUAUAGUUUACGGGCGAUUUUGACCCUUUUAGUUCUCUCAUCGAGCAGCAGAUUCUACUGAUCGAGUGGGAUAAAAUCAAAGAGAGAAGAUGGGGCCUCUUCCACAUAUGAGAAAGAAAGACGAUGAAGAACCAAUCCGAACUGAGCUGCCCUAUUUAUGAUCAGUCAGUCUUCUAAGGAGGUUUUCAGCUUUCGUCUUCUUUAGUGGCCAAGUUGAAGCGUUCAACGUCGGAUUGGAAUCUCUGGUGUCUGAGGACAGGGACGGUGUUGGCGUGGAAAAGAGAGGCUUGGGCAGCAAGCUUAAUUCAAAUAUCCGGAGCGAGUCUUUCUCAUUUGUGUGUAAAAAUCGAAAUGACCAAUAAAUUGAAUUGAAAAAAAUAUUAUUGGGUUAGUGCUAUUGAGUUAUUGG
Molecule: messenger RNA, 2841 nt
Organism: Solanum dulcamara
Lineage: Eukaryota; Viridiplantae; Streptophyta; Magnoliopsida; Solanales; Solanaceae
Exons: 3
Coding region: 268-621 (117 amino acids)
Source: RefSeq, a predicted model, not a curated record